AUGUUUGAGUGCUGGGUCUCAGAUGAUCUGAUGAAGAUGCUGGAUGUAGAGGUCCUGGGCUGGUGUUUGAGUGUUGGGUCUCUUAUGAAGAUGUUGGAUGUAGAGGUCCUGGGCUGGUGUUUGAGUGUUGGGUCUCUUAUGAAGAUGCUGGAUGUAGAGGUCCUGGGCUGGUGUUUGAGUGUUGGGUCUCUUAUGAAGAUGCUGGAUGUAGAGGUCCUGGGCUGGUGUUUGAGUGUUGGGUCUCUUAUGAAGAUGCUGGAUGUAGAGGUCCUGGGCUGGUGUUUGAGUGUUGGGUCUCUUAUGAAGAUGCUGGAUGUAGAGGUCCUGGGCUGGUGUUUGAGUGUUGGGUCUCUUAUGAAGAUGCUGGAUGUAGAGGUCCUGGGCUGGUGGGACUGGGCCUACUUCUAUGAGACUCAUAAGAUGUCGUUUGAAGCGGCUCAGAAGUACUGCAGAACACAUCACACAGACCUGGUCACAAUCAGGAGCCUGCAGGAACACGACGCAAUCCAGCAGAAGAUCAUGAACACCAUGAGCACCACCAGCAGCAGCGCGUGGAUUGGACUGCGCAGGACGUGGGCGUGGUCAGACCAGAGUAGCUCCACCCACAGAGCCUGGGGGAGUGGCCAGCCCAGACUUCAACACAGUGAUCCUUGUCAUAAUUACACUGUGCUGAAUGAUCCCUGGAGGGCCACCACCAACCUGGACCAAUCAGUGCUCAAGUGUGACAAGAAUGUCCAGUGGCAGGGCUGGUAUCUGAUGGUCCACCAGGAAGUGCGUGUGCGGAUGCCUAACGUGUGUGUGCCUGAGAAGCGCUGUGGUACUCAAAUACCCCUCUGGAUGAAUGGAUCUCACCCCCACCCAGAGGAUGGCAUCGUGACCAGGGAGGUGUGUGGGCACUGGCAUAGUGACUGCUGCCAGUACAAUUCAACCCCCAUACAGGUUAAAGCUUGUCCUGGAAACUACACUGUUUACACAUUUAACAGUCCUCCAAGAUGUCCUUUGGCAUAUUGUGCAGAUCUGGGCAAUGAAGCGGUCCUUCCAACUACAACUCCUGUUGCAAUAACUCUAGAUUUGAGCAAUGAAGAAGUCCUUACAACUACAGCUCCUGCUCCAAUAACUUCAGAUGGCCUGGUCCUGGUGAGGGAGCAUGUCAGCUGGCAUGAUGCGCUGGCAGGCUGUAAGUCCCGGGGUCUGGAGCUGGUGUCCAUCCUCAGUGCGGAGCUGGCUGCGCGGGUACGAGUGCUGGCGCGCUCGGCCUCCACCCCCCACGUGUGGCUGGGGCUGCGCUACGCCUGCGGCCUGCGCGUCUGGUUCUGGGUGAGCGGGUGGAGCGUCUGCUACCAGGACUGGGCCCCUGGGAACCGGACCGGGGAAGUGCCACAGGGCUGGGGGACCGGCGCCCUGUCCAGAACCCAGCCCCAGCACUGGGUCAGCCUGCACCAACACACACCCCUCAACUUCAUCUGCAGCAAGUAGACAGGUGGAUGUGUGUGUUUGCAAAAUGUCUGGGACUCCAAAGUGCACAGUUUCUGCAGCAGUACUCUCCUGCCUCUGCUACCAAUCUUCA
Sardina pilchardus (European sardine) is the source of this 1567-nucleotide messenger RNA. RefSeq lists its product as uncharacterized. The coding region runs from base 1 to 1476 and encodes 491 amino acids. Lineage: Eukaryota; Metazoa; Chordata; Actinopteri; Clupeiformes; Clupeidae. The record is from RefSeq and is a predicted model, not a curated record. The transcript is spliced from 7 exons.